GAGGGAUUGACUUGUCCGCCGCGCGCAGUUCCACAUGUAUUUUCCUGUAACGUUGCAGAUCGUUCUAGUGUUAGCUCUGGCCCUGCUCAUUCCCCUCUGGCCGACCAGUAUCUUGCCUUUCCUUAAUCUCUUGAAAUCAUUCACCUCGAAGCCCACAAUGGCUGGCAUUUCCGUGGCCCAAAAAGCUCACCUACAGGAAGUUGCCGACUUGAUGUUGGAUAUUUAUCAGACUCUCGCACAGAUGCGUUAUAUUGACGCCCGGGGAAUCCAAACUGGACCGCACGACAUCUCCAAACUACGUCCCCUGUACGAAGAACAUGGACUAGACCCCUCCAUCAUCUACCUAUACAGCAUACUGCCGUAUGUAGAUACUGCUGCAGCAGGAAAUGAGGAUUUCUUCCAUGGCGGCACGUUUACCGACUUUCGGAUCGAGGAUGAUGUGGAACAAGGUCGUGAUCCGUUCUACGGCAGUCCUUCGGACGAGGACUUUGAGGAUGAAGAUGGUCCUUACAUGCGUCCUUGGGUCACGCCGCUCUCAAGGCUGGGAAAUCACAACAGUGUGAUUGUAUAUGAUGCACGGAAACACCAGAUCUGGAUUAUCGACCAAGAGGGCUGGUCCACCACGGAUCCUGCAUUGGAGGAUGUGGAAGAAGAGACACCGAAGAGCAAGAAUCGGAAUAGUUUCGACCAUAUCCCUAGUCGGCCGGCAGGCGAUGUGCUGCGGGACAUCGUCAGGUGGUACCGCGAGCUAGAGGAGUUGCCAGGAGGUGGAGAGUACAGCGGGCUGGAGUGGAGUCCGGACUUGGGCCUGAAGGAGUUGUAUCGGAAGCAUGGAUGGCCGGACAAUUUUGAUGGCGACGCCUUCCAGGUGGACAAAGCGAGAGCCUACUGCGCGGACACGGUCAAAUACAGAGCGGAAGAACCCUUGCGAGAGAUGGAGAAGUACCGAGAUUGGAAGGAAUGGAAUAGUCGCACAAUCCAGGAUCGGCAAAAGUCUCUUUCCACGGCUAAGAACCCAGAUGAAGAGUGGAUGAUGCGGCUGGACCUGUGGGAUGCGGAGCAGUCUUAUCGCAGGAACACCAAAGAACUCGAGAAGGCCGAGGAGAACGCCAACACACUUUGCCCGGGUGGAGUAUGCUUGAAGUCAGAGGAGAUGCCCUUGCUGGAAGCGGAUGUGAUACGACAGGAAUACGAGAGCAAGCAAAGGCAAGUGGAGGCUGAGCGAAAUUGGAUGGAAGAAGCGACCGAAUCUGAUCCUGAGCGCACCGAGGAAUUUCGCAUCUCCCUAUACCAUGUAGAGAAGGAGGAGGCAAUCUACCGAAAGGCAUGGGAAGCUGCCAGAGCCGAUGCAGAACGUCUGUGCCCUGGAAGGACGUUGGACUCUGUGACCGAGAUGGGGCGCUCAGAGCGGCAGCAAUCCAUGGCAGAGGUACAGAGGAUCGAAAACUUUAUCACGUCUCUGCAACCUGAGCUCGCUGCAUUACGGGAAUGGGCAACUCAAAUCCCAGUCGAUGCCCCCAAUGCGAGGGACAAGGUCAACAGAAAGAUGGAGGAUUAUGAACGGUCAAUAGAAAGUAGCCAGGCCAGGCUAGCUACGCUGAAGGCUACGCUAUGAGUAUCAGCUUAGCCAGGGUUUAUUAAUUGCAAGGCAGGCUUUUUGCCCGGAAACGGAGAUGAUUAUAUGCGGUGCCGCU
This is a messenger RNA of Aspergillus ibericus CBS 121593, 1694 nucleotides long. RefSeq lists its product as uncharacterized. Bases 158 to 1615 code for a protein of 485 amino acids. The transcript has a single exon. Lineage: Eukaryota; Fungi; Ascomycota; Eurotiomycetes; Eurotiales; Aspergillaceae. The record is from RefSeq and is a predicted model, not a curated record.